Molecule: messenger RNA, 1001 nt
Organism: Daphnia magna
Lineage: Eukaryota; Metazoa; Arthropoda; Branchiopoda; Diplostraca; Daphniidae
Exons: 2
Coding region: 116-814 (232 amino acids)
Source: RefSeq, a predicted model, not a curated record
UGAAAAACGAAACCACUUGUUAGUAAACAGCGGAGUAUAAAAGGCAGGUAAGAUCCCCAGAUCAGCAUCAGUUUCUCAGCUGACUUCCGCUUCCAACACUCUUACACUAUUCAAAAUGAAAUUCACUAUUGUUCUGGCUUGCCUGUUGGUCCUGACCGUUGCGACUAAGGUCAAAUCAGAAUCGGAGAAAAGCGUCUCACCUGACCAAGACUUCGCUGAAUCUUAUCGUGGAGGCUUUUAUGGCGGAUACGGGGGCUACUGGCGCGGACGUCGAUCAGCCGAAGGAAAACCAGAAAAAGAGGCCAACGAUGAAACUGAAGUAGACCGGGAGGCAAAGGAUGAAGUUGAAGUCGACCAGGAGACAAAAGAUGAAGUUGAAGUCGACCGGAAGACAAAAGAUGAAGUUGAAGUCGACCGGAAGACAAAAGAUGAAGUUGAAGUCGACCAGGAGACAAAAGAUGAAGUUGAAGUCGACCGGAAGACACAAGAUGAAGUUGAAGUCGACCAGGAGGCAAAGGAUGAAAUUGAAGUCGACCAGGAGCCAAACGAAUAUCGCCGUGGCUAUUACGGCGGUUACGGAGCACUUGGACGUGGCCGUCGCUCAGCUGAAGAGCUCAAAAACGCACAAGUUGAUCAGGAAGCCAACGAGUUUCGCCGUGGCUACUAUGGCGGAUAUCACGGACAAUGGCGCGGUCGUCGAUCCGUUGAGGAAAUGAUCGCGGCCAUGAACGUUCCAGUUUAUUCCGAUCAGGACGCAAGCGAAUGGCAUGCUCGCCGCUAUUACGGACGUCCCUAUACUUAUCGAGGCUACUAGGGCGGAUGCAAUUCAGACACUAAACAACUGUGACAACUCCCCUUCUUAGUUAAAAUCCCUACCGGUACGCUACUUGGUUGUUAUAACCAGACGUGGCGUGUGGAAAUUUGUUGACACAUCAGGCACUAAAUUUGACUGCAUAACGCAUUGACAAUUCAUUUUGGAAUAAACACUCUAAUAAACGCUC